Panicum virgatum (switchgrass) is the source of this 2123-nucleotide messenger RNA. RefSeq names its product phospholipase A1-II 2-like. Gene Ontology annotation, molecular function: glycerophospholipid phospholipase A1 activity. Gene Ontology annotation, biological process: lipid metabolic process. The coding region runs from base 262 to 1722 and encodes 486 amino acids. The transcript is spliced from 4 exons. The record is from RefSeq and is a predicted model, not a curated record. NCBI's taxonomy places the organism in Eukaryota, Viridiplantae, Streptophyta, Magnoliopsida, Poales, Poaceae.
UUGGAUUAGGGCAUUAGGCCUUCCACAUGCAUCGUUUUGCGAUAAAAUUGAGCCCCAGUAGCCCUCUGGUCUCAUUUCCUUUCGUCUUCCCGUUGCUGCGGCUGUUGGUACGACAGAUCUAGGACCUGCAUUUCAAUCCUCGCUUUCUGAAAGGCUGUUAUCUUGAAUACGCCGCGUCAUGUUCCUUGAAUCGUGGACUGCAACUUACUCCAGAAACUUUUCCUUAAAAAAAAAAAGAAACUUCCUACAGAAACUGAGGUUAUGCGAUAUCACUCAACGAUUCUGUCUGAAUAUCAAUGUCAGGUAAUCACUUCCGCAAGCUGGCAAUGCAUUAGCGUAUACAGGCAGAUUCAGACGGUCACAGCUCGCUCUAGAUCCUUGAAUUCUUUCCAAUCCCACUGGCCACUGCCAUGCGCCAUGCUGGCCAAAGGGAGGCAGAGGACCGCAGCUUCCGGAGUUCAGAUCGACAGCCACGCUGCAGCGGCAAUGUCCGCCGGCGACAUGGCCGGGCGGUGGAGGGAGCUGCACGGCAGCGGGCACUGGGAGGGCCUGCUGGAGCCGCUGGACGUCGGCCUCCGGCACCGCCUCAUCGCCUGCGGCGAGAUGAUCACGGCCACGUACGAGGCAUUCAUCGGCGAGGGCCGGUCCCCGAACGCCGGGAUGUGCCGGUACCGCCGUGCCGACCUGUUCCGGCGCGUGGACGUGUCCCACCCGGGGUGGUACGCGGCGACGCGGUACGUCUACGCCACGGCCAGCGCCGAGGUGCGCGGCAAGGUGCUGCUCCGCCCGCUCUGCCGCCGGGGCCGCGCCAGGGAGUGCAACUGGAUGGGGUACGUGGCCGUGGCCACGGACGAGGGCGCCGCCGCGCUCGGCCGCAGGGACAUCGUCGUGGCGUGGCGCGGCACGCAGCGCGCGCUCGAGUGGGUCGCCGACCUCAAGCUCGCGCUCGCCUCCGCCGCGGGGAUCCUCGGGCCCGAGGGCGCCGACGGCUCCGACCCGUCGGUGCACCGCGGGUACCUGUCGCUGUACACGUCGGCGGACGAGGGAUGCAGGCUGAGCAAGCAGAGCGCCAGGAUGCAGGUUCUGACAGAGAUCGCAAGGCUGAUGGACAAAUACAAGGACGAGGAGACGAGCAUCACCGUCGUCGGCCACAGCCUGGGCGUGACCCUGGCCACGCUCAACGCCGCCGACAUCGUCGCCAACGCCUACAACAAGUCCCCGGGCGGCUUCGACGACCGCCGCCGCGCCCCGGUCACUGCCGUGGUGUUCGGCAGCCCGCGCACGGGGGACCGCGACUUCCGGGACGUCUUCCACCGCCUCCCGGGCCUCCGGAUGCUCCGCGUCCGGAACAAGCCCCGACCGCAUCCCGCACUACCGCCCGUGGGCUACGCCGACGUGAGCGUCGAGCUGCUCAUCGACACGCGCCGGUCGCCGUUCCUCAGGCUCCACGGCGACGAGUCGCAGUCGCACGACCUCGAGGUCCACCUGCACGGCGUCGCCGGGUGGCAGGGCGACCGCGGCGGCUUCGAGCUGGCGGUGGCCCGGGACGUCGCGCUGGUGAACAAGUUCGACGACUGCCUCGCCGACGAGUACCCCGUGCCCGUGGGCUGGAAGGUGCACCACAACAAGAACAUGGUGAAGGGGCCCGACGGGAGGUGGGUCUUGGAGGACCAUGAGCCUGACUACGACGACGAGGAGGAGGAUGGCAACAUCAGCUUGUAGGAACAAAAAUGAUUUGGACGCCGUCCAGUCCCGCCAAGCCAUGCCAGCGAAUUAUGCUUUGUGUUGUUGCGCAUCUUGCCCUCGAAAAAUGCCUUUUGCAUACUGUUCUGGUAAAUAAACAUCUCCUUUGGCAGUUCAGUUUUGGGAUCUGUACUGCAUUUGCGAUCAGAUUGGUAAGACCAUAGCUGAGGUUUGGGAUGGACGAGAGGUGAAGUUAACUUUUGGAGGAACUUUUUGCCCCAGAAUGAUGGAAAGAUGGUUUGAAUUAUCUGAAGUAGUUACUAGCAUAGUAUAUAAUUCAGAUGGAAAUUCAUUAAUUUGGGUCUAUGAGAGUAAGAGGGGGGGGGGGUAUUAGUCCAAUUCACUUUAUGUCGUAAUAAAGUUCAGAGGGGUUCAGCCUA